Molecule: messenger RNA, 395 nt
Organism: Perca fluviatilis (European perch)
Lineage: Eukaryota; Metazoa; Chordata; Actinopteri; Perciformes; Percidae
Product: protein NDRG3-like
Biological process (GO): signal transduction
Cellular component (GO): cytoplasm
Source: RefSeq, a predicted model, not a curated record
UGUGUGUGUGUGUGUGUGUCUCUCUGUGUGUGUGUGUGUGUGUGUGUGUGUCUCUCAGGUGUCCCGCUCUGCUGGUGGUUGGAGACACGUCGCCUGCUGUUGAUGUCGUGGUGGAGUGUAACUCCAGACUGAACCCCACCAAGACCACCCUGCUCAAGAUGGCCGACUGUGGAGGACUUCCUCAGGUGGUGCAGCCGGGGAAGCUGGCCGAGGCCUUCAAGUAUUUUGUCCAGGGGAUGAGCUACAUCCCUCAUGUUGUGUUAAACCGCCUGAGCAGCCAAUCAGUGCCCACAGUUGGUAUGACCCGGCUGGUUCGCUCCAGGACUCACUCGGCCUCCAGCGUCGGCUCCACGGACGGCGUGCGGAGCCGCAGUUCCACCACCGCGCUGCCAGAG